Cynocephalus volans (Philippine flying lemur) is the source of this 1086-nucleotide messenger RNA. It is a transcript of the gene TXNDC2, whose product is annotated as thioredoxin domain containing 2. The transcript has 4 exons. NCBI's taxonomy places the organism in Eukaryota, Metazoa, Chordata, Mammalia, Dermoptera, Cynocephalidae. Bases 1 to 1086 code for a protein of 361 amino acids. Gene Ontology annotation, molecular function: protein-disulfide reductase activity. Gene Ontology annotation, cellular component: cytosol. The record is from RefSeq and is a predicted model, not a curated record.
AUGAACCCCAGGACCUCCACAUGUCUGCAGGCUGUGGGGCCAGGAGCCCGCUCAGGUGCAGGUUUCCACGCCGAGCUCCCCAGCGGCACGGGCCGCACUGAGGCUCAUGCCACGCUGGAUGUGGGCUCUUCCAGAUGGAGUGCAAGGCAAAUACCCCUCUGCUUUCAGCUGUCCUUUGAGCAUGCCUACCUGGCAUCCACGCUAGGAGUGGAUGUGGACGAGGAACUGGUAAUGGAAAGUGUUAAAGCUGGAGCCUCAAAAGAACCAGAAAUGAACCCAGACAAUCCAGAAGACACAGAUGAAGGUGACAUUAAAGAGGUCUUGGACACAGCCCAGAACAAGGAGAAGAAUUUUGUUCCCAUGGUCAGCUCCACAGAGGAAUCUGAGGUCCCACAGCAGGGUGGUGACAUCUCCAAGUCCUCAGCAAAAACCAUCCAGCCCAAGCAGGGUGACAGUCCCAAGACCCCAGAAGAAACCAUUCAGCCUGAGGAAGACAACAUCCUGAGGCCUGAGGAAGAAACCAUCCAGCCCAAGCAGGGGGACAGUCCCAAGACCCCAGAAGAAACCAUUCAGCCUGAAGAAGACAACAUCCUGAGGCCUGAGGAAGAAACCAUCCAGCCUAAGCAGGAUGACAUUCCCAAGUCCUCGGCAGAAACCAUCCAACCCAAGCAGAGUGACAUCCCCAAGUCCCCAGAAGAAACCGUCCAGCUCAAGGGAGGUGACAUCCCAAAAGCUGAAGCAGCAGCAGUGGAGUCCCUGGAGGUGGACAUGGUGAAAGUGAUCCUGAGAAAGGAGGACUUCGAGGCAGCACUUAAAGAGGCCGGGGAGAGGCUGGUGGCCGUGGACUUCAUGGCCACUUGGUGCGGGCCUUGCAGGACCAUCAGGCCACUCUUUCACUCCCUGUCUGUGAAGCACGACGACGUGGUGUUCCUGGAAGUGGACGCUGAUGACUGUGAAGACGUGGUGAGAGACUGUGAGGUCAUGUGCAUCCCAACCUUCCAGUUUUAUAAGAAAGAAAAAAAGGUGGGCGAGUUUUGUGGUGCCAUUAAGGAAAAACUCGAAGCAAUCAUUGUAGAAUUAAAGUAA